This is a messenger RNA of Cordyceps fumosorosea ARSEF 2679, 1344 nucleotides long. RefSeq names its product calcium/calmodulin-dependent protein kinase type I. Bases 1 to 1344 code for a protein of 447 amino acids. Gene Ontology annotation, molecular function: ATP binding; calmodulin binding; calcium/calmodulin-dependent protein kinase activity. The transcript has 2 exons. Gene Ontology annotation, biological process: cellular response to oxidative stress; protein phosphorylation. The record is from RefSeq and is a predicted model, not a curated record. Lineage: Eukaryota; Fungi; Ascomycota; Sordariomycetes; Hypocreales; Cordycipitaceae.
AUGGCAAGCCAGCAGGGGACUACCUCGCCGCAGCCCACGAUACAGCCUUGCCGCUACAAGGUUGGAAAGACGCUCGGCGCAGGUUCGUAUUCGACCGUCAAAGAGUGCGUGCACAUAGACACAGGUCGCUACUAUGCGGCCAAGGUCAUCAACAAGCGCCUCAUGGCUGGGCGAGAGCACAUGGUCCGAAACGAGAUCGCGGUGCUGAAAAAGGUGUCGAUGGGCCACCAGAACAUCCUGACGCUGGUCGACUACUUCGAGACGAUGAACAACCUGUACCUUGUCACGGACCUGGCGCUCGGCGGCGAGCUGUUUGACCGCAUCUGCCGCAAGGGGUCGUACUUUGAGUCGGACGCCGCCGACCUCAUCCGCGCGACGCUGUCGGCCGUCGCGUACCUGCACGACCACGGCAUCGUGCACCGCGACCUCAAGCCCGAGAACCUGCUGUUCCGGACGCCCGAGGACAACGCGGACCUGCUGAUCGCCGACUUUGGCCUGUCGCGCAUCAUGGACGAGAGCCAGUUCCACGUGCUGACCACCACCUGCGGCACGCCCGGCUACAUGGCGCCCGAGAUCUUCAAGAAGACGGGCCACGGCAAGCCUGUCGACCUGUGGGCACUCGGCGUCAUCACCUACUUCCUCCUCUGCGGCUACACCCCGUUCGACCGCGACACCGACUUCGAGGAGAUGCAGGCCAUCCUCAAGGCCGACUACGCCUUCGCGCCCGUCGAGUACUGGCGCGGCGUCUCCUCCCACGCCAAGGACUUUGUCCGCCGCUGCCUCACCAUCGACCCGGCCCGCCGCGUCACCGCCCACGAGGCGCUGCAGCACCCCUUCGUCGCCGGUGACGCGCCCACCGACGGCGCCGGCGAGAACCUCCUCCCCACCAUCAAGAAGAACUUCAACGCCCGCCGCACCCUCCACGCCGCCAUCGACACCGUCCGCGCCAUCAACAAGCUGCGCGAGGCCCAGAACCUCAUGAUGGACGGCGCCCGCUCCAAGGAGCCGUCGCGCGACGCCACGCCCGCGGCCGCCGCGACGACGGCGAGGAAGGAGGACAGCGGCGUCGACACCGGUCCGUCGCCCGCACCACCGGUGGUCCCGGCGCGCGAGACGAGAGACAGCGGCUACUCGACGCAGCCCUCGGAGGGCGCUGCGGAGACGUCGCCGCCGCCGCCGGCCGACCCGGCACCGGCACCGACCAAGACUGGCGACGGCACCGACGUCACCAUGGGCGGAACGGUGAUCAGCAGCAUCCCCGCGGUGCUUCAGCCGGGCAACAUUGCCAACAAGGUAGUUCAAACAAGCAAGGGCCUCUGGGGCGGCUCGCCGGUGCGAGACUGA